AAGGGGAUUAGGGGGAACCGGGGGAGAACUUCUCCCGCCCGGACGGCACCAUGAGCUCCCUGGGUGGGGAGACCUCGUCGUCCGACGCCUCCUCUCCGCCCCCACAGGACGACGGCAUGAUGUGGUGGUACCGUUGGCUGUGCCGGUUGGCCGGGGUCAUGGGGGGCAUCUCUUGUGCAAUUUCUGGCCUCUUCAACUGUAUCACCAUUCACCCACUCAACAUUGCAGCUGGUGUGUGGAUGAUGUUAAAUGCCUUCAUUUUAUUUUUGUGUGAGGCACCUUUCUGUUGCCAGUUCAUCGAGUUUGCAAAUACAAUUGCUGACAAGGCUGACCGGCUAAGGUCUUGGCAGAAGGCUGUUUUCUACUGUGGGAUGGCAGUUUUCCCCAUAGUCAUCAGCCUGACUCUGACCACCCUCCUGGGAAACGCUAUUGCCUUCUGCACAGGCGUGCUUUAUGGACUUUCUGCACUUGGCAAAAAGGGUGAUGCAAUUUCCUAUGCAAGGAUCCAGCAGCAGAAGCAGCAGGCAGAUGAGGAGAAACUGACAGGGACCCUCGAAGGGGAGCUGUGAGCAUCUGGCCCAGGAUCGGGGCCUUCCUCUGUGGCCUUAAGAUGAGCCUUUCUUCUCUAGUUCCGGUUUGCUGGCCUUCACACCUUCCCUUUCUGUGGGAGGACAGACACUUGGUCAAAGUGGAGUGGAGAAGACAAGGACUAUGUGUCAGCACAUGGCAACUUUGAGAAAAGCAUUUAAUUAGAGAGUCUUGGACAGUGCCUAGUGUAUAGUGAGUGCUUGGGAAACACUAACUCAGGUGUUCCUGCCUCUCCAUCUUUCUCACCCUGUCAGUUGAAGACAUUCUUGCAUCCUUCACCAGACUUGCAUCUUUUGACCUGGAUCUGCCUAUUGACUCCAGGUCAGCCAGGGAUGAAAUUAACAAGGUCUGCGGCAGGCACUACAGAAAAUUGGAGCAGAAAUCAUGAAUCACAAGACAGGUCUGGAAGACAGGAGUCCUGUGGAAGAAGUUUGGCUGCCCAGCUUCCUGGGGCCAUGAGUUCUUCAGUUGGAAAUGGUGCAGAGCAAGCAACUUUCACAUUUGCUGCCCCUAUAGACUAGUUUGUGACUGGCUGCCAGAUUGACUUUCAUACUUAAUAUAUUUUGAAAAUUAUCUAAUGACCCAAUAGAGGUGUGGGAGUAAACACUGCUUCCCCAUUUCCACUACCUGAAACUAACUGAAAGAAUCUUUCAUCCCUGUUCUUCAGAGGUAGAAGAUACCUGGGAUUCUGGCCUUGCUGUACAGGACAGGGCAAAACAUUCCCAUUACAUCUGUUACAUCAAACUGACAUUCAAGGCCAUUUCUGAAUCAGGGACAAAGUGUGGUUCAGUGAUGGCAGGGGCUGCAUUUCAAGAGGCCAGAGUCUGGUUUUCAAUCUGCCUUCACUAGGAGUCAGGUUCAGGAGGUCAGGGCCAGAGCUAUCUGUAGGCAUGAGGCAUCAUCUUGAUCUUGGGCCCAGCUUAGCCUCCUAUUUCUUCCUCUUUGCCUUUUGUCCCUCCAUUUCCCCCACUUGCUACAUCAAGUUAUGGAACUUUGAAAGCUCUGGAUCCUUAUAAGCUGUCUGUAAAGGAUCUUCCAGUUUCUCUGAUCACCUCUUCUUUAUAUCUCACUGGGGAUGCAAAAGGCUUUGGAGUGAAAAGAUAGACUUGAGCUUAUUAAUAUGUGAGAUGUGUCUCCUCCCAGUAGUUUCUUUGACCCUACCCUGGUAGUGCUGGGGUCAGCUGGAGCUCAGGGCUAGGAUAACUGGCUACUGUGCUCCCCUCAGCAUGCUACAGGCCCAGGAAGGUUCUUGACUGGUUCCUACAGGAGGGAGAAUAACCUGAAACCAUGGGAAGUGUUGGGGGAAGAGCAGUCCCAGUGAUAUUCCCUUCACUUACCUCUGAAUUUUCAUGGGAUUUUAUGCAAAUCACUCUACAUGCCAUCCUGCCUGUCACUUGGUGAUUCCCCAUUGGCCUCCUGGGACCAGGGGGUAGCCAAGCCCCGCUAUCAGCAGGAGGUGCUUGGUGCUAAGGUGUACAGAGAAGCACUCCUGAGCCUUCCUCUAGGUGAGCCUAGAGCAGGGGCUCUGAUGCAGGUCUUCUUCAGUGACCCAGGUCCCACAUGUGUGGGAAAUAGCUCAAGUCAAUUUAGAACUGACCAAAAUAGAACCUUCCUCUAUGGCCUCUUGGACUGUAGUUUUGGGUUCAUUAUCUCUGAAGAUGGAUCUGUCUUUCAGACCAAUGGGGAUGUGGGCAGAAAUCACACCAGCUGACUCCGAAGCCCAAAGUCCCUACUUGUACCAUCCAUUCUUAAAUGUUUGCACUUGCUGUUCUUUCCCAUGUUGAGAUAUAUUCCCCGCAUUAUACCUUUUCUUCCUCCAAGCCCUCAAGCCCAGUGAAUCAUCUUGUAUGAGCUACAGUAGAGAUGCAGGUGUCUGGUAAUGAAUCCAGGGUGAGAUAUAUGGCAUACUACCCCAAAUUAAAGGCAGGAAUGGUGGUUUUGGCCUGAGGCUGCUCUACAUUGUGGCAUUAACAUCUGUCCUAGAUUGGGAUCUGGGCAUGGAGAGGAAGCUCACGUUAGAAUCAUUUCUUCUUCCACCACAAGCUAUUUGCUUCCUGGACUACUCACUAAUCUCAUUUGCCACCCUUCCUUUUCAGACAUAUCUCCUCCAGUGCCUGUGACUUCAAACUACACAUCACUACAGUAAUCAUUCAGUCUUUAUGCAAUGGUCUGAUCUGAGCUGGUAUAAAAGUUUCACUUGAUCCUAUCUUAUGCUGGGACAAGAAUGAUCCUCUCUGGAGUUCCUUUGGUCACUGGCCCUAAAGGACUUCCAGGGUUGCUGCUGAAUGGGGAGUACUAGAGGACAGCCCAGCCAAGGCAUGAAAUAGACCCAUGCACUUAGUUGUGCCAGGUUGGCUUGGGGAAGGUGGGGGGAGGCUGGGGAUAUGGGUCCUCUGCUAAUAUUUCAGAAGAUUUUACCUUGUGGGAAGGUGUUUCACACCUUCCUUUCUUCUUGCUGCAAUUUUAAUUACUUACUGAUUCCAGGUAGAUCUGGGAGUUAGGUAUAGAGAACAGACUUUAUCUGUCACCUUCCAUCCCUCAAGGGCUUUGGACUUAGCUUGUGAGAGUACAAACUGUUUGGGAGCUGGACACCCAAACUGAGCCAUUGUGUGUAUCUCUAGGAGAAUUUAUAUCCCAGACUUCCCCACUGGCAAGGUCAUUGCUCACUGGAAUUCAUCCUAACCUUUGAGUUUUUGACCAGAUGAAACCUUUGGGGGUUUGUUGCUGAUGUUACUCUUUUGUAUUUUUUAAGACAAUGAUAUAACUGACCUCUACCUGUUUGCGUCCUGUGGCCUAGGUGGCUUCUUCCUAUCACUUAUCAGUAUCCUUAACUGACAUCCAGGUCACUGAUGGCAGCAGUCAGCAUUUAUUAGUCCCUAGGACAUGUAAGGACCUGUCACUGUUAAAAUUUUCAGAAGAACUAGUGUAGGCCCUUAUAGUGGGCCAGGCCUUAUUCCUUUUUGGGUGCAAAGGGAUUGAUUGAUCCCUAUAUAAUAUUUUAUAUCGGCUAUCAGAGGCCCAACUAUUGUACAAGUAAAAACACUAUAGAGCUGGUACAUCUCAAGCAAGAAAGAGUCAUAAUAAUGUCUAACAUAUAACACUAGUCAUAAUCUCACAGGAGCCUUGUGACCAGGAAGGGCUGAGUAAUGGUUGGAUGUUAAACACUUCAUCAGGAGCUGUGGGCAUCCUGGACAGUGUCACUAGAAGUGCAAAACUAGAUAAGUGAGGCAUUAAACCUUUUCUAGAAAAUGUUAGAUCUCCCCAUUGUCACAGUCAUGGUAUGGUUGACUUUGUGGAAACAGGUAAGCAUAUUAGUAUGGAACCAUACUGUCCACAGAGCCAGAUCAAGCUUAGUCUCAGCAAGCUAUUUAAGGAUAAAAUGAGAUUUGGCUCUCUGGAGAAAGUCAUAUGUGCCUUCAGGGAGGUAGCCCAUUUCUCUUUGGAGAUAUUUUUUAGUUCACGGAUCACUACAGUGACCCUCAGCCAUAAGUGGCCCAAACAGGAUCUGAAGAGCAUUGUAUUGAGAGCAUUGUUGGAGAAGGCAGCAAAUGCUUGCAGGAUUAUCCCAUCUUUUUGUGUAUGCAGUGAAGACCAUUCUACCUCCUUAUAGAGUGAAGUGGGAGAUUUCUGUCGUCUUUUUGAAAAAUCAAGCAAAAACUAAGCAGCAGAGAUCUCACUCCAGAGGGGUUGCAGUAUACAGAGGAGUCUGGUAGUGGAUCUGAAUGAUUCUCCUGUCAGGCCUACAUUUGCCUUUCUGGCCCCUUUGACGGUUUGUAUUGUCUGCCUAUCUAUAUAUAUACUACUGUAGUUCAGGCAGUUACUCAGGGAAUUCAGGUGACAUUUAGGUUGAGUGUUAUGACACCUUAUUCCUGUGCUCUGUUUAAGUUUGCUAGUGGAUACCAAAUCCCUGAGAAGCAGCCUUCAUAAGGUGGGCAGACACCAUCCUCAGGGGUUGCUGUGAGUGUCCAACCUAAACCAAGAAAGGAGGGUGUUUGUUUUUCAGACGUGAGGAUUUUGGUGCAUUGGUGCUUUGAAUCGGUGAUAAAAUUGGAAGGAAUUUUCAAGGUCAUCUAGUAGAACUCUCUUAACAGAUGAGAUUGUGACCCAGAGAGGAGAGAUGUCACGUAGAGUUUAUGGCAAAAGCCAAGACUAGUACCCAGGUUUCCUGCUUCACAGGCCAGUGUUCUUCCCAUUGCACUAUAUAAUAUCCAAAAUAAAGGGCAAAGGGAGUCUGAGGAAGAUCUGUCUAUCCUGAGCCACGGGGGGUUUUGCUGUAGACUUGAAUAUUUAUUUCCUCUUCCAGAAUUUUUUCUAUCUAGAUUUUCCUUGUUUAGGUUUCCAGUGUAAUUUGCAUUUUGAGCAAUAAAAUGUGGCAUUUGUCA
Vombatus ursinus (common wombat) is the source of this 4970-nucleotide messenger RNA. It is a transcript of the gene CACFD1, whose product is annotated as calcium channel flower domain containing 1. Gene Ontology annotation, biological process: vesicle-mediated transport. NCBI's taxonomy places the organism in Eukaryota, Metazoa, Chordata, Mammalia, Diprotodontia, Vombatidae. Bases 51 to 569 code for a protein of 172 amino acids. The record is from RefSeq and is a predicted model, not a curated record. Gene Ontology annotation, cellular component: membrane. The transcript is spliced from 5 exons.